AUGGGGCGCUUCACCGUGUGGGACUAUGUGGUCUUUGCGGCUAUGCUGCUCAUCUCGGCCAUCAUUGGCAUCUACUACGCCUUCGUGGGAGGAGGGCAGAAGACAUCAAAGGACUUCCUCAUGGCAGGGCGCAGCAUGAGUGCCCUCCCGGUGGCACUCUCCCUCACCGCCAGCUUCAUGUCAGCCGUCACGGUGCUGGGCACCCCUGCUGAGAUCUAUCGCUAUGGUGCCAUCUUCUGCAUCUUUGCCAUCACCUACGGCCUGGUGGUGCUGUGCAGUGCUGAGAUCUUCCUGCCUGUCUUCUACAAGCUGGGCAUUACCAGCACCUAUGAGUAUUUAGAACUUCGAUUUAAUAAAUAUCUACGCCUCUGUGGAACGGUCCUUUUCAUAAUACAAACGACGUUAUACACUGGUAUUGUCAUUUAUGCUCCAGCUUUAGCACUAAAUCAAGUCACUGGCUUCGACUUGUGGGGUGCAGUGGUGGCGACUGGCGUGGUCUGCACAUUCUACUGCACACUGGGUGGUCUGAAGGCAGUGGUGUGGACAGAUGUUUUCCAGGUUGGAAUCAUGGUUGCUGGAUUUUCAUCUGUGAUUAUACGAGCUGUGGUGGUUCAGGAGGGAAUUGGACACAUUGUAAAUGAUUCCUACCAUGGAGGAAGAUUAAACUUCUGGGACUUUGAUCCCAAUCCUUUGCAAAGGCACACCUUCUGGACGAUUGUUAUAGGUGGGACUUUCACGUGGACUGGUAUAUAUGGGGUUAACCAGUCUCAAGUCCAGAGAUACAUCGCAUGCAAAAACAGAUUCCACGCAAAAUUGUCCCUCUACAUCAACCUCGUGGGACUCUGGGCAAUCCUGGUCUGUGCCACACUGUGUGGGUUGGCCCUCUACUCCAUCUACAAAGACUGUGACCCAUGGACAGCCAAACAGGUGUCGGCACUCGACCAGCUAAUGCCAUACCUAGUGCUGGAUAUCAUGCGUGAUUUCCCAGGAAUGCCGGGACUUUUUGUGGCUAGUGCCUACAGUGGGACGUUAAGUACGGUGUCCUCCAGCAUCAAUGCUCUGGCUGCUGUGACUGUUGAAGACCUCAUUAAGCCCUACUUCAAAUCUCUCUCUGAAAAGAAGCUGUCAUGGAUUUCCAUGGGGAUGAGCCUGUUUUAUGGUGGAGUCUGCAUUGCUAUGGCUGCAGUGGCAUCUCUUCUGGGAGCCUUGUUGCAGGCAGCGCUCAGCAUUUUUGGCAUGGUUGGUGGCCCCCUUUUAGGACUGUUUGCCUUGGGAAUCCUGUGCUCCUUUGCAAAUGGAAUUGGAGCAUUUGUAGGUCUUGUCAGUGGUUUUGUUAUUUCACUUUGGGUUGGAAUUGGAUCUCAGAUUUAUCCUCCACUUCCAGAGAGAACCAAGCCACUCGAUCUCUCAACUGUGGGCUGUAAUAUAUCCUUAGGAAACUUAACAUCAACAGAAAUUCCAUUAACAACGGUUUUCAGCACACCAGGUGCAGAAAGGCCUGCCCUGGCAGACAACUGGUAUUCCUUGUCUUAUCUCUACUUCAGCACACUUGGGACACUCGUCACAGUAGUUGUGGGAAUAAUUAUCAGCCUCCUAACAGGAGGACUAAAACAGAACACGGAUCCUAAAUUCCUGCUGACCAAGGAAGAUUUCCUGUCCAACUUCUCACGGUCUGAAACUGAGCAACCAGAGAAAGUGGAAGUGUUGAACUGGAAACCAUUUACCAUGGCAAAUGAAGGAACUGACAACCCUGCCUUUAGCCACAUUGAAAUGGAUGUUGCAAGUGACAAGAAUAAAGUGAAUGGUCUUCACAUAUGA
Messenger RNA from Camarhynchus parvulus, 1818 nucleotides. RefSeq names its product solute carrier family 5 member 8 (gene SLC5A8). Lineage: Eukaryota; Metazoa; Chordata; Aves; Passeriformes; Thraupidae. Gene Ontology annotation, cellular component: membrane. Gene Ontology annotation, molecular function: organic acid:sodium symporter activity. The transcript has 15 exons. Gene Ontology annotation, biological process: propanoate transmembrane transport; sodium ion transport. The coding region runs from base 1 to 1818 and encodes 605 amino acids. The record is from RefSeq and is a predicted model, not a curated record.